AUGCAGUCCGCUGUGGCCGCCAUGCAGCGCUUCUACGGCAUUCCCGUGACGGGAAUACUGGACGAGACUACUAUAGAGUGGAUGAGGAGACCUCGCUGUGGCGUUCCAGAUCAUCCUCACACCAGCCGCCGUCAGAGGAAUAAACGCUAUGCACUGACGGGACAGAAGUGGAGGGAUAAAAAGAUCUCCUACAGCAUUUCUAACGUCACCCCUAAAGUGGGAGAGAAGGACACUCAGAGAGCGAUCCGACAAGCCUUCAACGUGUGGCAGACCGUCACUCCGCUCUCCUUCCAG
This is a messenger RNA of Labrus bergylta (ballan wrasse), 294 nucleotides long. The record is from RefSeq and is a predicted model, not a curated record. Lineage: Eukaryota; Metazoa; Chordata; Actinopteri; Labriformes; Labridae.